Molecule: messenger RNA, 3682 nt
Organism: Haemonchus placei
Lineage: Eukaryota; Metazoa; Nematoda; Chromadorea; Rhabditida; Trichostrongylidae
Source: the annotation of a GenBank genome assembly
AACAAAAAUAUCCUUCAAAACGGGAGCAGCGACAGCGGUGACCGUGACUCCCUUCUACACUUUGAAACCGGAGCUUCCUCCGAAAAGCCCUAUGCUUGGUAGCUCCGAUUUGCUGACUGCCUAUGACCUCGGCGCAGUGUACAGUCGAUAUUGCGGUGCAAAAAAGAUGCGUGAAGAUCUCAACUCAUUUCUACCUCAGAUCUACGGGAAUUUUAAUUUUUCUCAGGCUCAGGACAUAAGCUCAUUGAAAAUGCUCGUGGAAAAGCCACCGAUAACUGGAAAAGAAAUAAAUACGUUAUCUUCAACAGCCAUGAGUGGGUUCCGUCUGACUCCAGGACCUGUGGAUGAAAGGUAUCGAUAUCUUUUCGAGAAGAAACGUGAAGGCGACGGCAUGCCAGUUAUAUAUGACGUAGAAAGGAAGGAUUACAGCGGUGGUCAACGAUAUAAAAACUCGCUAGAUAGUUUAGACGGUGAUGAGCCUGAACGGAAGAAGCACAAAAGCGAAAAGAAAGAGAAGAAGAAAAAGAAAGAUAAAAAGAAAAAGGACAAGUUGAAUCAGAACACUUUUGAUAUCGAAUAUUCAUGUGGGUUAAUAAUUGCAACAGCAGUACUCUUGGAAAGAGCGAUCUACUGUGACUAUACGGCCUCGGCACGUGCGAUUCGUCCGUUUGAAAACUACAUUUUGGAUCAUGUCCUGCCGUUAUACGGUAACACUCAUAGCUCAGUGACAGUCACAUCGGAGCAGACGACUUUGUUUGUACAUGAAGCCAGGCAAGAGAUUCGUGCAAUGACUGGGGCUGGUGAUGGUGACAAUGUGCUCUUCGUUGGUUCGGGUAGUACGGCAGCCGUUGAAUUGCUAAUUCAUCUAAUGCAACCGGAAAAACUGGUAGUGAUUUUGUCGACCCACGAGCACCACUCAAAUACACUGCCAUGGCGUGCGGUUGCAGAGGCUUGUUACUAUGUGCAAGAAUCAGCCGACGGUGGCAUUGACCAUAACGAUCUUAUCCGGGUACUGGAAAAAGUUUCUCAGACACAUCCUCAAUCUCAACUGUUAGCGGCUUUCACUGCAUGCUCGAAUAUAACAGGCAUUUGUAUGGAUGUGCCCAAAAUCAGUGCUACGCUCAAAAAGUAUAAAGCGCUGAGUGUCUGGGAUUACGCGUCAUCCGCACCAUAUGUUGAAAUUAAUGUCAACGGUACCCAUCCUGUUGACGCCGCCUUCUUUUCUGGACAUAAGUUCGUAGGCGGAGUUUCCACACCUGGUGUACUUAUUGUGAAAAAGGCGCUGAUAAAAGCAACGGUACCCAAGCGAGUUGGUGGAGGGACAGUCUUUUUUGUAUCGCCAUCAGGUGAAUGGUAUCUGAAGGACGCGGAGUAUCGAGAGGAAGGCGGCACACCGGACAGUGUCGGGAUCAUUCGUUUAGCUUUGGCAGUGAAAUUGAAGAGAGCUGUAGGAGAAGGUACCAUAGAGGCUUUGGAGAGACAAAAAUCCGAACGAUUUCUGAUGGGCUUAAGGAGCUGUCACAAUGUGGUGCUACUUGGAGCACCACGUGUGGAUCAUAGAUUAGCUGUGUUUUCAUUUUUAGUGAAGGAUCAACAUUCUGGAUUGUUUUUUCAUCAUAACUACAUAUCUGCCUUAUUGAACGACCUCUUUGGAAUUCAAAGUCGUGCUGGAUGUAUGUGUGCUGGACCAUAUGCGCAAUAUUUAAUGGCUAUUGAUGAGGAGUUGGCGCUACAGUAUCUGGCUGCGUUACGGGAAGCCGAUGGACUGGAUCGAACUCAUCUACGCCGAGUCGGCGAAUAUUCGUCGAAUGAAAUGCUUCGUCCAGGGUUCACAAGGGUUUCGAUACCGUACUUUUGGACAGACGACCAGUACCAGUUAAACUGCGAAAGUGCUGAAUGGCAUCAUUACAAGCAAAGAACAUUUCAUGCUCGUAAAUGGCUCGGAUAUAUUUCGUUCAAUAAAGCGCAUCGGCUGGCUAAUGAAAGUCUGGCAGCCAUGGAGAGGGUGCCAGUACCAGAUGGUCGAUCGGCUGUCGACGAUCGAUAUGCCUACCUCCGAUGGUUUGUACUGCCAGUCGAGGCGGUCCAAAUUGUGCCAGAUGGUGACAGUCAAUCGGAGCACGAAGUCUUUCCGAAGGAAUCGGAAUCAGAAAACCAGUGUCAAUCCUGUGAUUUCGCAAAAGACGUCGUUGCUGAAUGCCCCUUGAAUCCAGCAGAUAGUAACAAAGGAUUGUUAGAAGAGUUUGGUACGGACGAAGAACCUGAAGAUGCGAAGGUACUGGAUGAUUGGGAUAAGCGCGUAGUUGUUAGGCAUAGGCAACUGACUGCCGCCGAAGAAGUUCGAAUACCAUGGCAUCAGCCGCCUCUUGAAAUGUACAGGCGUGUUAGUGAGGCAAUUCAUGGGCUGGAUAUGAUCAAGGAAGGCGACAAAAUCCUGGUCUGCCUGUCAGGUGGCAAGGAUUCGCUUUCGUUGCUUCAUAUCCUGCAUUUUUACCAAAUGCGUUGUCGAAAGAACAAAAGCACAAACUUUGAACUGGGCGCGAUCACUGUUGAUCCUGGCUCGACAGCGUACAACCCACGACCACUGAUCGACUACUGUAGAUCUCUGAACAUCGACUAUUUUUACGAGGAGCAAGAUAUUAUCGGAGCUGCUAAGAAGCUCAAUAAUGUUCGUUCGAUUUGUGCAUUCUGCAGUCGUAUGAAACGAGGUCGACUGGCGGCAGCGGCUCAACUUCACGGAUGGAAUGUACUGGCAAUGGGCCAACAUUUGGAUGACGUUGCUGAAAGUUUCUUCAUUGCUGCGUUCCAGAACGGGAAUUUAAGCACCAUGAAGGCACAGUAUUUGUCACGUGAUGGCACUCUACGAGUUAUUCGACCGUUGAUAUUCGUCCGUGAAAGAGCUUUGCGCGAAUUCGCAGAAUCGAAAGGGCUUCCUGUAGUGGCCGAAAACUGUCCGGCAUGUUUCAAUCAGGCGACUGAGCGACAUAGAAUCAAACAGCUUCUCGCUCAGCAGGAACUCAUUUUUCCUGAUCUCUUCAACUCGCUUAGAUCAGCCCUCCGGCCACUUCUUUUGGUCGACUCAGCAAGAACAGACGAGAUGAGGGCGUUGGCAAUCGAGAAUAUAACAAUUCCUUGUGCAGCGUACAACCCACGACCACUGAUCGACUACUGUAGAUCCCUGAACAUCGACUAUUUCUGCGAGGAGGUUGCUUUAGAUAUUAUCGGAGCCGCUAAGAAACUCAAUAAUGUCCGUUCGAUUUGUACGUUCUGCAGUCGUACGAAAGGAGGUCGACUGGCAGCAGCGCCUCAACUUCACGGAUGGAAUGUGCUGGCAAUCGGCCAACAUUUGGACGAAGUCGCUGAAAGGACUUACCAUACGACUGAUGUCGACCGAUAUGCCGCUAUCGACGAACAUCCGUGCAGCGCGGCCGAGGGAUUUAGCGAAAUCACCUGGAAGAGCAAAGAGAAUUACUCUCUGCAGCCGAUCAAACUUUUCGAUCAAGCAAAGCGUAUCCUACUCACUUUCGAGGAGAGUGUAAACCUCAGGCCAGAUGUUACGCAUUUCGUUCUUAGUCGACUGAUCAGUUUUGGUGUAGCCUUCGUAAAAGUCUGCUAUGAGAACGGCAAGACGAUUGACGAUCUUGUCUGGUGGCGCGAAAACGACUUCGAAGACACGGCCUAA